Penicillium paradoxum is the source of this 1125-nucleotide messenger RNA. Its product is annotated as putative O-methyltransferase. The record is from RefSeq and is a predicted model, not a curated record. The transcript has 5 exons. Bases 1 to 1125 code for a protein of 374 amino acids. Lineage: Eukaryota; Fungi; Ascomycota; Eurotiomycetes; Eurotiales; Aspergillaceae. Gene Ontology annotation, molecular function: O-methyltransferase activity.
AUGUCUCAAAAACCAUCGGCCCCUGUGGCGCCGCCGGGUGCAGCCCUCGCCGCGACUGUCACAGUGUCUGCAUCUUUGGGAUUUGUGCCUGUUGCGAUUCACUUUGAUCUCUUUAAUAUCCUUGCCAAUCAUGGUGGACCCGCGACACCCGAGGAGGUAUCGGCAACCUACAAUGCACGCAUCAACGCCCGAGAGAAUGAACCCGAGCUGAAUACCAGAUUAGCUUCCGACACGCUCUAUGUCAUGUCCGGGCUCGGUCUAGUCGACCGCGUGGCCGAUGAUUGCUUCGCUGCAAAUGCCAUCACCAACCACAUGGUUGCCAUGCCGUCUGCUCAGCAUGGCGCACUGCAUUUCACGACCGAGGGUCUCAUGGCUGGGGCAUUCCUGAUGAAAAAACUCCAAGACACGGGCUUUGCAUACCCCUUCGCGGAUGCCGAUGGCCCCUUGCAAUACGCCUAUGGGCUCAUGGGUCAGACUGAGUUGGCGAAUCAACAUACAUACUCCAUUAUGGAAGCCCAAGGUCGGAUGGAUAGUUUCAACCAUUUCAUGGUCGGCAAGUUUCUCAAGUUCGGGACAUUCCCCGAGCGCGUCAAAUCCAUCGGCUAUGACCUGGAUGCUGCGUUGGGGGUGACCGGGUCUGCCGCGAUGGUCGACAUCGGCGGUGGCCGUGGGGAGCUUCUCCUUGAGGUCCAAGCUGCCUACCCCCAUCUCCAAGAGGAGGAUUUAAUUGUACAGGAGUUUAAUGCGGACAUCGAUAGCGUGCCUGGGGUACGUCUGAUGGAGUGGAAUUUCAAAGAGUCGCCCGAGCAGCCCAUCCAGGGUGCGUGUGUAUACUCGCUCCAGCAUAUCUUGCAUAAUUUGCCUGAUCUGGAUGCGGUCGCAUUACUGCAGAAGAUUUCUCGAGCGAUGGGGCCUCAUUCGCGAGUCUUGAUUAUUGAAUACGCGAAGAAUCAAACUUAUACUGCGCUCCAUGCCAGUAUGAUUGCGUUGUAUGGCGGGCGAGAACGGAGCGCAGCCGAGUGGCGGCAAAUUGCGAGUUUAACGGGAUUGGAGGUGACUUUCGAGUGUUAUGUGCGUGCUGGAGAGUCCUUGGUCGAGAUGAAAAGGGCCGAUAGGGCCUCCUAA